AUGGUUUGUGUCAAUUGUAAGCCAAUUGGCGAUACUUUACCCGAAGUGGUGGCCAUAGAGUUAUACGAAGGGGACGGCUAUAUGGAGCUCAUUUUGAAGGACCAGUCGAGUGAACGUACGUACUAUGGGGCACGUGAGAAGUACGUGAAAAACUUGGAACUCCUAUUCAACCUUCCCUUUCAAAGGAUAACCAGCGAUAGCUCGGACCCUAAACUUCAGAAUGUUGUCAUCAAGAAGGAUAAGACACCGGAUAAUACCCGGCUUAUUGUCGAUGGUAAUGACAAACCUGUUGCAUUCGUAAGGGUUCAAUUCCAGAAUGCACAAAUGAACUAGGUAUUUUAAUUUAAAUAAUGUGUUAAUUAAAUUAAUCUAAUUGUAUAUUUAUGAUAAAUAUUUGUUGGAAAAUAAAAUGCAUUAUUUAAAAAA
Messenger RNA from Oppiella nova, 426 nucleotides. The record is from the annotation of a GenBank genome assembly. NCBI's taxonomy places the organism in Eukaryota, Metazoa, Arthropoda, Arachnida, Sarcoptiformes, Oppiidae.